Vigna radiata var. radiata (mung bean) is the source of this 1137-nucleotide messenger RNA. RefSeq names its product protein ASPARTIC PROTEASE IN GUARD CELL 1-like. Gene Ontology annotation, biological process: proteolysis. NCBI's taxonomy places the organism in Eukaryota, Viridiplantae, Streptophyta, Magnoliopsida, Fabales, Fabaceae. Bases 1 to 1137 code for a protein of 378 amino acids. Gene Ontology annotation, molecular function: aspartic-type endopeptidase activity. The record is from RefSeq and is a predicted model, not a curated record. The transcript has a single exon.
AUGGUGAAACGUGAGACAGUGAUGGAGCAUGAUGAGCCUAAUGCAGAUAUAUUCCCUGCAGAUGAUGCGUAUGCUAUGUUCUUGGGGGUGGGAACACCAGUGCAAAUUGUGUUCCUUAUGAUUGACACAGGGAGCCCCAUCACGUGGUUCCAGUGCGGCCCCUGCACCCACUGCUACCCCAUGCGCCGCCCUCUCUUCAACCCACCUGCAUCAACCUCCUUCAGACAACUUGGCUGCUACGACGACACGUGUCUCAUUCCAAUGAUGAGGAGUAUUUUUGGAAACUGCAAAGGAUGGAAUUGUAGAUACAAUGUAGAAUAUGACAUGAAAUCUCAAUCUCGUUCCUUUGGUGUCAUGGUCACUGACACCCUUAACUUUGAGCACUCUAAUGUUGAAGUCAAGGACUUCGUAAUGGGGUGUGGGAACUCUUAUGAGGGUCCCUUUAGGACUCAGUUUUCGGGAGUUUUAGGUCUCGGACGAGGUCCACUUUCAAUCCAAAAUCAGCUUCAUUCGAAGGCCUUUUCCUUUUGCAUAGUGAGUCUUGGAUCGGAGAAACCUUCCUCUCUUGUGUUUUAUGAGACAUUACCCAAACAACGUGGUAAUACUAACACAUCCAUUAUGGUUCCCUUGAGAGAGAACAGUAGAUACCCUUUCUAUUACUUUGUGCAGUUUGUGGGAAUAAGCAUUAACGGAUUCAUGUUAGAUAUUCCAUCUAGUGUUUGGGGUUAUGGCUUGAACUACGAUGGUGGGGUUAUUAUAGACGCGGGAAAAGUGCUAACCUAUUUGCCUAGUGAAGCGUACAAUAUAUUCAGGUCAGAGAUACUGAGAACAGAUGGUAAUUUUACAAAGAAACGAUACAAGGAGUUAGAGUUUUGUUACGUAGAAAGUCCUACCAAUGUUUAUCCAACAGUUGAAUUUUUCUUUGAAAAUGGUAACAUUGCGGGUGAAAAUUUCGUGUCCUUCAAAUUGAACAACCGUCAAUUACUCAUCACACCACAUGAGGGAAUAGUUUGUCUAUCGUUUGCAGAAGCAAAAAAUUCUGCACUUACUGUUAUUGGCACCAACCAUCUCCAAGGAACUCUGUUAACGUAUAAUUUGGUUGAUGAUAUUAUUAUCUUCACAUGUAAUAAAUGUUAG